GCGCGCAGAGCCGUCAUGGCGCUGUCGCGCGCGGAGCGCUGUCUCGCGCUGCUGCUGCGGCUGCUGUCGCGCGCCUGCCUCGCGCUGCUGGCGCUGCUGCCGCCGCCGCCGCGGGUGUGCCGCUCUCCGCGCGGCAGGUACCACCCGCGCCCCGGGGAGGGGGAGCGGGGACCCCGCGCCGCGGUGCAUCCGCGGCUGACGGCAGCGCCCGCUGUGCCCCGUGCCCAGGUGGCGUGCAUAGAGGUGGUGGAGGCGUACGUGGAGAGGAUCAAGGAGGUGAACCCCCUCAUCAAUGCCGUGGUUAAGGACAGGUUUGAGGAGGCCCUGCAGGAAGCCCGGCAGGUCGAUAAGCUGCUUUCGGAGGGUCCUGCCGAUGACUGCCUGGAGGAGAAGUUCCCCUUGUUGGGAGUUCCCAUCACCGUUAAGGAGGCCUUUUCUCUCUAUGGGAUGCCCAACACCUCUGGCUUGGUCAACCGCCGCAACGUGAUCGCCACCUUGGAUGCCACUGUGGUGUCACGGCUGAAGCAGGCAGGUGCCAUCCCGCUGGGUGUCACCAACUGCAGCGAGCUCUGCAUGUGGUACGAGUCCAGCAACAAGGUCUACGGGAGGACCAACAACCCCUACGACCUACAGAGGACUGUGGGCGGCAGCUCAGGUGGGGAGGGCAGUGUCCUGGCAGCCGCCUGCUCAGUGGUGGGUGUGGGCUCUGACAUCGGCGGCAGCAUCCGAAUGCCCGCCUUCUUCAAUGGAGUCUUUGGCCAUAAACCCACAACAGGGGUGGUGCCCAAUGACGGCCAGUUCCCAAACGCUCACGGGGUGCGGACCAGCUACCUGUGCACGGGGCCCAUGUGUCGCUACGCAGAGGACCUGGAGCCUGUGCUGAGAGUCAUGGCUGGUCCUGGGGUCAGCAAGCUGAAACUGAAUGAGAAGGUGUCGCUGGAGCAAAUCAAAUUCCACUGCAUGGAUCAUGAUGGUGGGUCCGUUUUUGUAUCACCUGUGGACAAGGAGAUCUUGCAGGCCCAAAAGAAGGUGGUGGAGCACCUCGAAAGUGACCUCGGGGUCCGGGUUCAGCAUGUGGCAAUCCACAAGAUGAAGUAUUCUUUCCAGAUCUGGUCAGCCAUGAUGUCAUCCAAGGACAGUGAGGGGCAGGAGGCACAAAGAUUCACGGACCUGCUGGGGGACCAUGGGAAGCCAGUGUGGCCGCUGUGGGAGCUGAUGAAGUGGCUCGUGGGGCUGUCUUCUCACACUCUCCCAGCUAUCGCCCUGGGACUGACAGAGAAGCUGGUGAACCUCAACCUCAGUGGGAAGGCCAAGCUGGUGAGCAUGGGGAAGAGCCUACAGGAGGAGAUGGAGGCACUGCUGGGGCCGGAUGGGGUGCUCCUCUACCCCUCACACCCCACCAUCGCCCCCAAGCACCACUCGCCCAUCUGCAUGCCCUUCAAUUUUGCCUACACAGCCAUCUUCAAUGUCCUGGGCCUGCCGGUGACACAGUGCCCACUGGGGCUGGGCAGCGAGGGGCUGCCGCUGGGCAUCCAGCUGGUGGCAGCCUCCUACAAUGACCACUUGACGCUGGCAGUGGCUCGGUACCUCGAGAAAGCCUUUGGAGGAUGGGUUUUGCCAGGGGAAGGUUAACCUUGGGAGGCAGGGACAGAGGCAGUGACAAGUGCUGAUGCUUGAUCCCAUCACAGCACUGUCUGCUCCCUCUGCAUCCCCCUGCACCCUGCUGGGAGUGGCUGGUGGUGCCUCCAGCGCGGGAACAGCUGGACCAUUGCACUGGAGUCCUCAUCCCUGUGGCACCCUCUGUCAGGGAGAGACCUGCCUUUCCCGAGUGCCUCAGGAGCCCCAGUGCUACAGUCUGAGGAUGCCCUGUCUGCAUCCUGUCUGCAGUGGGCACCCACCCACCUUUUCCGGGCCGUGGAGUUGGCCAGCUCUGUAACCCUUCUGCUUUCAAAGUGCUGAGUGAGAGUUGGGCAGAGGACGUGCUUCCAGAUUACUGGGGGCAGCAGUGCAGCAUCCUUCAGUGCUGCCUGGGCCCAUGGGGGUCUGCCUUGGCCUGACCCUGCCCACAGGGCUGGACUGUGCCUGCUGCACCCAGGCUUGCUAGCCCCCAGAGUCCUCCCAAGCUCCUGCAGGCUUCCCCCCACCCUCUGACCAAAAAGGGAGAGGGGUUGAGGGGGCUGGAGGAGCCAUAGGCCUGCCUCACCAACAGCGCUUUGUGGGGUGGUGGGUGCUGGGCUCUGCAGUGUGUGCAGCUGUCAGGCACAGCUGGGAGCAUUUCAGCACUUGUAUUCAGCAAGAUAUUAAAGAGCCUGUCCAGUCUACUAUG
Molecule: messenger RNA, 2326 nt
Organism: Passer montanus (Eurasian tree sparrow)
Lineage: Eukaryota; Metazoa; Chordata; Aves; Passeriformes; Passeridae
Gene: FAAH2
Product: fatty acid amide hydrolase 2
Exons: 10
Coding region: 16-1632 (538 amino acids)
Source: RefSeq, a predicted model, not a curated record